This is a messenger RNA of Eleginops maclovinus (Patagonian blennie), 1645 nucleotides long. Its product is annotated as glutathione S-transferase A-like. Gene Ontology annotation, biological process: glutathione metabolic process. Gene Ontology annotation, molecular function: glutathione transferase activity. The record is from RefSeq and is a predicted model, not a curated record. NCBI's taxonomy places the organism in Eukaryota, Metazoa, Chordata, Actinopteri, Perciformes, Eleginopidae.
ACUGUGGAAAGAGUAAGAAAUCAAUUCCGUUUUUCUAGUGCGUUUGCCUGGUGUUCUCUUCAGUGACAACAGGUCAGUAAGGACUGAAACCUGAAACCAUGGCCCAGAACAUGACUCUGCUGUGGGGCUCCGGCUCUCCCCCCUGCUGGAGGGUGAUGAUCGCUCUGGAGGAGAAGAACCUGCAGGGCUACAACCAGAAACUGCUCUCCUUUGAGAAAAUGGAGCACAAGUCCCAAGAAGUGUUAGAUAUAAAUGCCAGGGGACAGCUUCCAUCUUUCAAACAUGGAGACACCACGGUGAAUGAAUCCUAUGCAGCCUGUUUUUACCUGGAGAGCCAGUUUAAGUCUCAGGGAACCAAACUGAUCCCAGACGGCGCUGCAGAACAAGCCCUCAUGUACCAGCGCAUGUUUGAAGGUCUCACAUUCUACGAAAAACUCAACGCUGUAAUCUACUACACCUGGUUUGUCCCUGAAGAAGAGAGGCAUGACUCGGCUCUGAAGAGAAACAAGGAAGCUCUGACCGCUGAACUCCAGCUCUGGGAGGGCUACCUGCAGAAGCUGGGCUCGGCCUCUAACCUGGCAGGACCGUCCUUCACUCUGGCCGAUGUGACCGUUUUUCCAACUGUUGCUACUCUGUUCCAGUUCGGGCUGUCUGCUGAGCGUUACCCCAAACUGGAAGAGUAUUACGAUCUGCUGAAGGAUCGCCCCAGCAUUAAAGCCAGCUGGCCUCCUCACUGGCUGGAGAACCCCAAGGGACAAGACGAUCUGAAAGACAUCUGAGAUCCUCACAAACACUCCACAGUCACUCCUGCUUGUGAUGCUUUUGCUUUUUGCAAGACAGCCCUUUCAUUUUCAAGAAAAGAAACAGUGUUGAGGUUACGAUAAGAGAUAUGAGUGUUCCAAGAGCAGAAAUGUUUUGUUUGUUAAUCUAGUUUCCUAUAUUUAAUUCAAACGCCGUGUUUCUGUGAAAUCUUUGACAAAACAUCAGUUGGUAAAUGAUAACAGAAUAAUCUAUCAUUUGUAUAUUAGUUACUCCCCUGUGUUACCUUCACUUCUUGAAUAAAACCUCGUUCUGCUGCGAUGGUAAACGUAACAUUUUAAAACAGGGAAAAUGUUGAUUUCAUUUAAGGAAAUGGCAUGUUGUUCAAUAUAAUCCAACUCUGAUCAGCGAUGCAAAAACAACAAUGUUUGUUUGUGAAUUUAAGGUAAAACAAGAUCAGUUUUUGAUAUAAAAUGGCCAUUUCUAGUGUCAAGAUGUUCCCCAAACUGCAACACGUGAUGCUUGCACACUGAACUAGGAAAAGAAGUCACUCAUCAUUAAGGUAUUAUUUAGCAUUGAUGCCAAGAUAAAAGUUUGACUCACAUCAAUAAGGAUUUAGUAAUGCAUUAUCACACCACUAUAACAGCACUUUAAUCAGUUUUUCUAUGAAACCACUUGUUGUAGUUGAUUGGGUUUGUACCUAUUUUUGCACUAAAACUAACAUGUCUUGCAUGCAAUUUCAAGCCUUAUAUACUGCCUCUACAAUUCCCCUGGGAAAACGUGACUGCUGGAGAUGUGAUGUCUAAGAGUAAGGAUGUAUUAAUGUUUAAACCUUACUGUUGCUGAACAUUGAAGAAACCCAAUAAAUCCCACUGUUCAAAUUCAA